AUGGCUCCUGAGAAAGAGAAUAUGCAAAUUAAUACUGCAUCUCCUAUGACUAAUCAAGUUAAGAAAUACACCCAAGAAGUUGAAACAAGUGGUACAGGAAAGGGACUUGAGAAAAGAACUAGAUCUUUGAGCUCCUCUUUGGGAAGUGAUGAACAUGAAUUGGGAUCUUUCAACAAGAGUGCUGUUUUUGAUAAUCGGCAUAUGCAAACUCCUUCUAAAUGCACAAAAUUGAGUUCUAACAUGUCUUCUAAUCAAGAAAUGCAAAACAUGAAAAAAUUGGUUCUUCAGAAAGAGAAUAUGCAAACCAAUGUUUCAUUACCUCCAUCUGUUGAUCAAGUUAUGAACCACUCUCAAACAACAGAAAAAGGGUCAUCUAGUCCUACAAAGGUAAGAAGAGUUCGAGGAAGCAACAUGUGCAAACAAGUUGCUUCACUUGAAAUUGGACAAAAGUUGAAAGUCACCUUUUACAAUAAUCGAACGGUUGGAACAAAUAGCAAUCUUUUUUCGAGGCAUUUGGGAAAAAUUGUGCGUGAUCGUAAUAUUUGUCCCUUGGGGGUAUCAUCGUGGCAUGAUAUUAAGCAAGAAAAGUUGAAUCACAUGUGGGCAGCCGUUGAGCACAAAUUUGAGAGUGUUGAUAUGAAUGAUCAUCGUGAUCAUAUCUUGGGAUGGAUGAAUGAGUUAUGGUACAAAUGGAGAGGACACUUGCAUGCAAAAUAUGUGAAGGACAAGCCUAUCCAACAGUCUCUUAAGAAUGUCCCAAGAGGAGUAGACAAAAAAGAAUGGGAAUGGUUAGUAAAGGAACAUUUUGCUUCUGAAAGUUUUCAGGCAAGAAGCACUAGGAAUGCAGCAAAUCGAGCAAAGUUAAAGAUGCUUCAUCAUAUUGGUAGCAAGCCUAUUCGAGAGAUUAUUUAUCAAAAGGGCGGAAAAGAUGGAAAUCCACCAGAUUUGGCAACUAUUUUCUUUGAGACUCGUAAGAAAGAUAACAAGCUUGUUGAACCUGAAGCAAUUGAAAAACAUGCUCAACUCGAAGAAAUGGUUCAAGUAGAUCCAUCUCUACCUACCUUAGAGAUUGUUGAAAAAUGUUGUGGACCUCAAACUCGUAGCCACGUAUUUGGAUUUGGGGGUGGAGUAAAGGCAAAAGACUUGAAAGGUGGAACUUCCUCAAAAGCUGAAUUGUUAUCUGCGCUGCGUUCAACUCGAGAGGAUAUCAAAUCCUUGAAUGAAGAGAACAAAUCCUUGAAUGAGGAAAACAAAUCCUUGACCAAUCGCUUGUCUACCUUAGAAGAUGCGAUGAAAGAAGUAAUGAAAAUGAAAGAACUCUUCGUGGCUCAUCAAUCACAUGUACCAGCUACAACAUCGAGAGUUGUUCUUCGAGGAUUAUCUGUGAAGAACAAAACUGGUUUCAUAAACGGCAAAAUACAGAAACCAAGUGUAGAUUCACCCAAUUUUGCCCAAUGGGAAAGAUGUGAUGAUAUGGUGACUUCCUGGAUCUUAAAUUCUCUGUCCAAAGACCUCAGAGAUAGCCUGCAAUACGUUGAUAAUGCCAAGGAACUUUGGGAUGAAUUGGAAGAUAGGUAUGAUCAAACCAAUGGGGUAAAACUGUAUCAGCUUCAACGAGAAAUCAAUGAUCUCAGUCAGGGCAAUUUAGAUAUCACUGGAUAUUACACCAAGAUCAGGAAACUGUGGGAAGAACUCAACACUUUGGACACUAAUUCACAAUGCUCUGAUACCAUAUUGAAACAAACAAAGCUGGAGAAGAUCAUUCCUUCAUUGAUGAACAUGGAAAGCUGA
Solanum verrucosum is the source of this 1791-nucleotide messenger RNA. RefSeq lists its product as uncharacterized. The transcript has 8 exons. The record is from RefSeq and is a predicted model, not a curated record. Lineage: Eukaryota; Viridiplantae; Streptophyta; Magnoliopsida; Solanales; Solanaceae. The coding region runs from base 1 to 1791 and encodes 596 amino acids.